Messenger RNA from Ceraceosorus guamensis, 2516 nucleotides. RefSeq lists its product as hypothetical. The record is from RefSeq and is a predicted model, not a curated record. Bases 130 to 2463 code for a protein of 777 amino acids. The transcript has 9 exons. Lineage: Eukaryota; Fungi; Basidiomycota; Exobasidiomycetes; Ceraceosorales; Ceraceosoraceae.
AUCCACUCCCAGAGCAUCGCAAAGGCCUGAUAGCCGCCUCAGUGGUAAGGAUCACACCGUGCGCUCUGAGGAGGCAUCAAGUGGGCGCCCUUUUGCUGUGAUUUCCUCCGCCUUGGCUCCCCUUCCACCAUGACGCUUCGCCCUCAUCGACUCACCCCGACAGAGUUGAGCAUCGCUGUGUCUGAAGACGACGGCCUUGAGCCUUCUGCCUCGACUCCACCUCCCUCGUUUCCCUUAGCCUCGAGCUCAGUACCUCUUUGCAGGCGCGACCCAGCCACCGCUUCUCCAAUGACGCUUCCUGAGCAUGCAUUCUUCGAUCUCAUCGUCAUCGGCGCAGGACCCGCGUCGCUAGCGCUAGUCGCAAGGUUGCUGGAAGAACGUCCAGCCGCCAUCUAUACGGAAGACGAGCAUCGCCACUUGCAUUGGCUCAAAAAGUCUGGCAAAGCUGGUAACAUCUCGCGCGCACGCACCAUCAAGACGCGCGCCCGUGGCUCUGAGCGAGUGAUCAGCACCGCAGACGACAAGUCGGGCUACGGAAGCAGGGCAGCAGCAGCAGCUGCUGCUGCUGCUGAUACGGAUGGUGAUGAUGAUCGAGAUUGCGAGUGUCAAGGUUUGAUGCGCAUUCUCGUCAUCGAUCGCCUGGGCGGUUGGAUGAAGCAGUGGGACAACGCUUUCCGAGCAUUGCAGCUCGAACACCUUCGAUCGCCGCUAUUUUUUCACCCUGCACCAGCAGAUUUGGAUGCUUUGCUGGCCUUUGCCGAGAGACACGGAUGCGCGUCAUGCCCCGACGCCGACCACAACGCAUCCGGCAGCCUGACAAAACCCUCUCGUGCCGAACGAAGGCAGCGCAGAAGGCAAGACGGAGAGACUGCAGAGAGCUUGCGCGCCGAGCAUCAUCAUCGGCACGUCGCUCCGCCAGGCUACAGCUUGAGAGAGAUUGCAAAUUGUGUGGGCAAGGAGAUUUCGAAGCAUCGCAUCAAGAGCAGGCAAAAGAGGCAAGGCAAAGCUCAUUCUGCAGGUCAGCCUGCUGCCAUCGACGCGACGAGUGCACAAGGCAUAGAUGCGACAGCGGGCUAUGCUAGGAUGCUGCGCGACAUCGGUCCAGCAGUCAACGAGCGCGACCGCAAGGACUAUCACGUGCCAUCCACCAAGCUCUUUCGAGACUUCGUGCAGCAGGAGGUGGUCGAAAGAUAUGGCCUGGAUGGGGAAUGGCGCGACGCGCACAAAGUUUGGAAAGGCGACAAUGGCCACCCUCAUGGCGGCGUUGAUUCAGCUUCUAAAGCUCAAACGAAUGCAUCAUCACCAAUCACCUUGGCUAAAGGUGAGGUGUCCGAGCUGCAUUGGGGAGAACUCCACGUCGAGGGCUGGGACCACAUGCAAGGAUUUUGCAUCAAGACUGAAGACGGCUCUCAAUUGGGCUCUAAAGCUGUCGUCUGCGCAUUGGGAAUGGCUGGUGGUCCAGCUCUACCGCAAUUCAUCACGCGCCCCCAGUCGCCGUCAUGCGCUGGAGAUGGCUGGUGUCAUUCAAGUGCCAUCUUCAACCCCUCGUACCAAUUCCCUCCUGCAGCCUCCAAAGUGCGAGGCAAGACUUGCGUGAUCGUCGGGGGCGGGCUGACCACUGCACAAACGGCCGAUCUCGCGCUUCGUCGCGGCUUUGACCACGUCGAGGUCAUCAUGAGGGGCCACAUGAAGGUCAAGCCUUUUGACAUUGGCUUGGAAUGGAUGGGCAGAUAUGCGAAUCUUGCAAAAAUGCGUUUCUUUCAAGAGGAAGAUGCAGCUACACGGUUGGCCAUGGUGCGAUGUGCGCGUCAAGGAGGCUCGAUAACACCACCCUGGGCGGCUCGAUUGCGCGCUCUGGAGCAGCAAGGCAAGGUGACGAUUCGCACGCACACUAAGGUGGACGAUGCAGUCUAUGACAAGCAAUAUGGUCAGUGGGAUCUCAAGCUCUGCACCAAAAUGCCACUUCCUCGCAAGAAGUGCGACGCUUGCGAGCUUCACAAAGAGCCAGAGGUGCAAAUGCACCGCGUACGAGCCGCGUUUAUGGUCUGUGCGACGGGAAGUCAGCAGGGCUUCUCUGCUCUACCAUUUGCCAAGGCAUUUGCGCUGGCGAAUCCUUUGCCCGAAGCGGGAGGCUUGCCGUGUCUGACGGACAGCUUGCAGUGGGGCAGAGAAGUGCCACUGUUCUUCGUCGGUGCGCUUGCUGGGCUACAGAUCGGACCUGCAGCUGGAAAUCUUGGCGGUAUGCGAGAAGCAGCGGAGAGGGUUGCUGUGCGUCUUGGAGAGCUCUCUCUCGGCAUUCCACCGAGCCCAGCAUUAUUGUCCGGCACUGUCCUCCCAUCCCAAGACAGAAAGAGCACGAUUGGCAGCAAAGCGGACGUGGGCACGGAGUCGCGCGGAAGUGAUCACGCCUCACACCUUGGAUUCACUCACUUCGGCUUCGAGACGCUGCCAGUCGAAGUCUAGUUGCCUGGCUAAAUUUGCACCACGAGAGCAUAACAGAGUCGGUGCCACGCCCG